CUGAAUCUGAAGCCUGGCUGACCAGACGAUGUAAUCAAAACAACACAUUCAUGACACACCCUUUCCUUUCUCGAUAACAAAGAUUUUAUUCGGAAACGAGUGCACGGCGGAAUACUUGGCGGUCUUCAGCAUCUGCGCUUUCUAAAUAAAACUACAGACAUGUGGAAAGCUGCAGCAGGAACUAUGGCAGCUGUCAAGCCCCCUGCAUUGCCUCAGGGGGAAGAUGACGACUGGGAAACAGAUCCAGAUUUUGUCAAUGACGUGACAGAACAAGAACAAAGAUGGGGAGCAAAGACAGUCGAAGGCUCUGGCAGGACUGGAGGAACCAUUGACAUGAGCCAACUUCGUCAAGAGGUGGCUCAAGCGGAUGCCAUGAGGAAAAAGAAAGAACAGGAUGAAGGACCGAAGGCUGCCUAUGGCUAUGGUGGAAAAUUUGGUGUACAAAAGGACAGGAUGGAUCAGUCAGCUGUAGGCCAUGAUUAUGUAGCUAAAGUGGAGAAGCAUCAGUCUCAAAAGGACUAUGCAACAGGAUUUGGAGGCAAGUUUGGUGUUCAAACAGACAGAGUGGAUAAGGUAAAAAAAAAAUUUUUAAUUCAAUUUUUUUUUUACAAUGUAUACCUCCACGAGUUUAAAAAAAAAAAUAUCUUUAUGAUUCAGAGUGCUGCUGGCUGGGAUCACAAGGAAAAGCUGGAAAAGCACACUUCACAGAAAGAUUAUAGUUCCGGAUUUGGAGGGAAGUUUGGAGUUCAAUCAGAUCGUCAAGACAAGUCAGCCGUAGGUUGGGAUCAUGUAGAAUCAGUAACAAAACAUGAAAGUCAAAAAGACUACGCUGUUGGAUUUGGUGGGAAAUUUGGUGUGCAGUCUGACAGACAAGAUAAAUCUGCUGUGGGAUGGGAUCAUCAUGAAGGCCUAAACCAGCAUGAAAGCCAAGUGGAUGGUAAAAAGGGCUUUGGAGGGAAGUAUGGCGUUCAGAGUGACAGAGUGGACAGGUCAGCCCAUGGCUUUGGAGAAAAAGAAAAAGUAGGCACAUCUUAUGAGAAACACAAACCUGACAUUGGUUCCUCAAAGCCAUCUAGCCUUCGAGCCAAGUUUGAAAACCUUGCAAAACAGGGGGAAGAGGAGACCAAGAAGAGGGCUGAAGAGGAGAGACAAAGGCGGAAAUUAAGGGAACAGUCUGAGAAAGAUGCUGCCCGUAAACAGGAAGAAGAUCGCCUUAAGUUGUUACGUCAGAAAGAAGAUGAGGAUGCUGCAAAGAUGGCUCUGUCAAAGCAGAAUGUUACUCCAAGCAAAACUGAUGCUCAGCCAACUAAAGUCCAGUCACCUGUUUCUGAGGCAAUUCAGAGACAUAAUGAGGCAGCUGCUGCUGUCAAAACACCAUCUCCUGUAGUGGAAAAGUCCCUUGCUUUUGAAACUGGGAAAAAAAUUCAACAAGCUCCACAAAGUCCUGAACCUGAGGAGAAGGCAGAACCCAAGGUUGAGUCCAAAGUUGAACCUAAGUUUGAGCCCAAGGUUGUUGAGCCUAAGGUUGAAGUCAAGAUUGAGCCCAAGGAAGAACCUAAGGCUGAACCAAAGAUCCAAUCACAGCCUGAGGAACCAACAGAGUCAGAUGCAGCAGAAGAACAGGACGGCCCUGAGGAAACAGGAGUAACAGCUGUUGCAAUCUAUGAUUACCAAGCAGCUGCUGAUGAUGAGAUAUCCUUUGAUCCCGACGAAAUUAUAACAAAUGUGGAGAUGAUUGAUGAGGGUUGGUGGCGUGGAGUUUGCCGCGGAAAAUUCGGCCUAUUUCCUGCAAAUUACGUUCAACUGCAAGAAUAACUUGGUUUGUUGAUUCUUCCAUGUUAGAAGAAAAUUGGGGAAUGAGCUCAUACAGGGUACUGGUGCUUCACUAAUUCAAUGGUGUUGCAGUAUUUGCUGGACCUUUUCUUGUUACUUGAAUAGUAUAGGGUGUCAGAAUUUUGGGUGGUGCUUCCAAAGAAUUGAAAAGUGACAAAAUCAAAUUUGUGAAACUUUUUGUCUCUUUUUUGUUCUUGUUUUUAUUGUACACUUUUAACUGGAUUAGCUACCGGUCACAAAAUAAGAUGUAAGGAAUUUUUUAAGUAUUGUAUCUUUGACUAAUCUUUUGAAAAGUUUAUUAUUUUUGUGUAAAAAUGCAUUAGUCCACAGUGGACUUUGGGAAGAUGGCAAUGUUUAUCACUCAAUUGCCUAAUUUCAAUUAGAUACUGAGAUUAUUUUUUAUGGAAACUUUCUGUAGUUCGAAUUAGUUGUUCCAAUGGGUGCUGCCAUUGUCUCGUAGUAUUUCUGUUCAUGAAACUCUUUGAAGUCUUCUUAACUUUUUUUAAAACUUUGGUUGUUUUUUUAGAUGUAUUUUAAUUACUGACACGAUGAAAUAAUGUAUCAAACUAUGAUUAUAUAAUAAAAACCGCGCUGCUUUGAGA
This is a messenger RNA of Thrips palmi, 2435 nucleotides long. It is a transcript of the gene Cortactin, whose product is annotated as src substrate cortactin. Lineage: Eukaryota; Metazoa; Arthropoda; Insecta; Thysanoptera; Thripidae. Gene Ontology annotation, cellular component: plasma membrane; site of polarized growth; actin filament. Bases 160 to 1815 code for a protein of 551 amino acids. The transcript has 11 exons. Gene Ontology annotation, molecular function: actin filament binding. Gene Ontology annotation, biological process: regulation of actin filament polymerization. The record is from RefSeq and is a predicted model, not a curated record.